AGCAGCAAGCGUGAGCGGGGCAUUUAAUGAAAAAACUUUUCUUUUGCGACAAGUAAUUACGAACUUGGUUUCUGGUUACUCAUUGACAAUACCGUUCAAUUUAAAAAUAAAAGAGAACUGUGCGUGACUCGGGAUAAAGUUUCAUAAACAAUUUAUGUCUUUCACUAUCAUAACUUCUGAGACUAAAUGAAAAUCUGACCAUCAACAAGAUUCAUCCAAACGUCAGGAUGCUACCUAUCGAAACAGUUUUCCUAGGUGAAUACAUUGGCACCUCGCUUGGUACCAAAAAAAGAGUUCACUGAGAAACCAAUGACGACAAUAGAACUAUGAAAACCAUGAUCACAACAGCGUGAUUGAACAUUGAAUUUCGAAUGAUGUGGAUUUUCAUGAGGUGGAUUCAUUUCGUUACAUUUUUCGUAAUACUUCAGGGGUAUUUAUCAGCGACUGGACUGAAGUGGGUCCGCGUGAAUAUUCCCGAAUUCAAGAUGCCAGGAGAGUCGGCAGUUCUGUAUUGCAACUACGAUUUGGGCGGAGACGCUCUUUACGCUGUCAAAUGGUACAAGGGACAUGAAGAAUUUUAUAGAUACCUUCCCAGAGCCUCUCCACCAGCAACAUCAUAUGACGUAGAUGGAAUUUACGUUGAUCAUUCGAAAUCAGAUGACACGAAAGUGACACUUCAUUCAGUUGGUUGGAGGACGAGCGGUCUCUUCAGAUGCGAGGUGUCAGCAGAAAAGCCCUCCUUCGCUUCAGCUCAGAGUGAAGCGAGAAUGGAAGUUGUGUCACUACCCCAGGAAGACCCAGUGAUAACAGGGGUAGAAUCCCAAUAUCAGAUUGGAGAGGAGAUAAAUCUGAACUGUACAUCCGGAAGAAGUUACCCAGCUUCAAUACUGCAUUGGUACAUAAACGAACAGCAAGUGGUCACUCCAACAUCGCUGGUCCAUUAUCCACAUACAUUGCACAAACAUGGACAGGUUUCUGUGACAGUAGGGCUCAAGUUCAAUUUGAGCAGUCGACAUUUCCUGGGCGGUUCGAUGAGGGUCAAAUGUGUAGCAACAGUUUCUCCAGAACUUUGGAGAGGGGACAUGGAGAGUGUCGUACAGAGUACGUCGAUGAAAGACAUGAGAGAAGCUCUUCUACUUGGUGAGUGGACAAGCCUCAUCCAAUAUUCUCAUCAUGUGAAAAGUUCAACCUGUAAGAUUUCAUCUGUAGCAAUGAUGUCUCUGGUAAUAUCCAUAAUAAGCUGCAUGACGGGACGUGUCAUAUGAAGAAGAAUGGAUAGUGAAAGUGUCGGCGAAUUUGUGAAAAGCCAGUCGUCUAAAAAUGUAGUAUACACAAAUUAUUAACGGACAAACUGUGAGAAAGGACAAGGACGAUAUAUAAUGUGAAUAUUUGAUUUUGAUUCAUGUUUCGGAAGUAUCAGACACAAAGCAUCGAAAAGAGCCGAUUACGAGCAUACAAAAAAGGUUCGUCCUCUAGUAGGUCAUGAAUUUUUCAGGGAUUUUCAGGUUUGCUGAAACAUAUCGUUUCGGAUUUCACGGAGUUUCAUCGAACGUGAAAGUCGUUAAUAAGGUCAAUUGAAACGUUUAUGAACAUAAUAUAAUUUCCGAAGCAAUUAAUAUAAAUAAUAAUAAAUAUCAAUUAUUCGUUUCUUAUAAUAUAUACAUAUUUGUAUUUUUUGGUAUACAUUUAUUUCACUUGGAGAACAAUUGUCAAAUCAUGAGUGAGUUUGGAAAUCAAAUUAACUGUCAAUAUGAAUUCGAGCAGUUUCUUCAAAUCCCUCAAUCGCAAGAAUGUAGACACAUAUCAAUGUAUGAGCUUCAACAAUCUUUCUAUAUUUUUAUCGAUCAUAUCUAAUGUAUGACUUCAAUCGUGUUUGUCACUGGAUUAU
Messenger RNA from Coccinella septempunctata (seven-spotted ladybird), 1888 nucleotides. RefSeq lists its product as uncharacterized. NCBI's taxonomy places the organism in Eukaryota, Metazoa, Arthropoda, Insecta, Coleoptera, Coccinellidae. Bases 372 to 1265 code for a protein of 297 amino acids. The record is from RefSeq and is a predicted model, not a curated record. The transcript has 7 exons.